Molecule: messenger RNA, 2192 nt
Organism: Rhodofomes roseus
Lineage: Eukaryota; Fungi; Basidiomycota; Agaricomycetes; Polyporales; Fomitopsidaceae
Product: fumarate reductase
Exons: 7
Coding region: 36-1781 (581 amino acids)
Molecular function (GO): oxidoreductase activity; FMN binding; heme binding
Source: RefSeq, a predicted model, not a curated record
CCGCCGUCCCCGCAUUUUGUCUCCCAUUGUCCAGCAUGGCCCAAGUUAUCGUCGUAGGCGGUGGUCUCGCCGGCCUCUCUGCUGCGCACACUUUGCUCGAGCGUGGUGCUAACGUGCUCCUGCUCGACAAGCAGCCAUUCAUGGGCGGUAACUCUACCAAGGCCACCUCUGGCAUCAACGGUUCGGGCACGCAGACGCAGCAGGAGGCCAACAUCCCGGACAACGCGAAGAUCUUCUUCGAGGACACGAAGAAGUCGGCGCGUGAACUUGCUCGGGAUGAUCUCAUCCGUGUCCUCACCGGUCGAUCGGGUGACGCUGUCAACUGGCUGCAGGACAAGUUCGGCCUCGAUUUGUCGAAGGUCGCCCGUCUCGGUGGUCACUCGCAGCCUCGUACACAUCGUGGCAAUGCCCAGUUCCCUGGUAUGGUCAUCACGUACGCGGAGAUGGAGCGUCUCGAGGAUCUGUCCGUGUCUCAGCCUGACCGUGUCAAGAUUAAGAAGAAGGCGCGCGUGACGAAGCUCAUCCGCGACGGCGUGGCCGUUGUCGGCGUGGAGUACGCCCUCAACGGCAAGACCGAGACUGCAUAUGGUCCCGUCAUCCUUGCCACAGGUGGUUACGCCGCAGACUUCACCUCGGACUCGCUGCUGAAGAAGUACCGCCCCGAGUUCUAUGAUCUCCCCACGACGAACGGCGAGCACUGCACGGGUGACGGGCACAAGCUCGCCCUCCAGGUCGGUGCAAGUGCGAUCGAUCUUGAGAAGGUCCAGGUGCACCCGACUGGUCUGGUCGACCCUAACGACCCCGAGGCGAAGGUGAAGUUCUUGGCUGCGGAGGCUCUCCGUGGUGUCGGUGGUCUGCUGCUCGAUAACGAGGGCAAGCGGUUUGUCGAUGAGCUUCAGCACCGUGACUACGUGACCGGCAAGAUGUGGGAGAACGGCAAGUACCCCAUCCGUCUUGUUCUCAACGGUCAAGCCUCCAAGGAGAUUGAGUGGCACUGCAAGCACUACGUCGGCCGUGGUCUCAUGAAGCGCUACGAGAACGGCGAGGAGCUCGCGAAGGGCAUGGGUCUCAAGCCUGAGCAGCUCAAGAAGACCUUUGAUGACUACAACGAGGUUCUCCGGACCAAGAAGGAUCCCUUCGGCAAGAAGUUCUUCUCGUCAGGCGAGUGGCGACUGGACGACUACUUCAACGUCGCCAUCAUGACGCCCGUCCUCCACUACACCAUGGGUGGUCUUGAGAUCGACGCGGACUCGCGCGUGAUUUCUUCAUCAGGCAAGCCGGUUCCGGGUCUCUUCGCCGCGGGUGAGCUCGCGGGUGGUGUGCACGGCGCGAACCGUCUCGGCGGUUCAUCACUAUUGGGCUGCGUCGUCUUCGGACGUGUCAGCGGUGACUCCGCCGCGUCAUACCUUCUCCAGCAUAUCGGUCCUCUGGCCGAGAAGGCUGCGGGCCGUUUGGGUGCUGUUUCUGGUCAUCUCGGUGGCGAGUCAAGUAGUGCGGCUGCUGCUCCUGCAGAGGCGAAGGCCGAUGCCAAGAGCUCAGGAGGCGUGAAGACCUUCACGGCCGAGGAGGUCGCGAAGCACAAGUCGAAGGACGACAUCUGGGUCAUCAUCGACAACCAGGUGCUCGACGUCACGAGCUUCCUGCCCGACCACCCCGGAGGCGAGAAGGCCAUCCUUCUGUACGCGGGCCGCGAUGCGACGGAGGAGUUCAACAUGCUCCACGACCCGAAGGUCAUCCCGAGAUACGCGGCCGACUCGGUCAUCGGCGCGCUGAAGAAGUAAACGUCGGUCGAUACCACUGUCGUUGUGUCGCGGCCCACGUCGCGCUCAAAAGCCGAUGCCGAAGCACGCGUGCUUGCUGUUGUUGCUCGAACGAUGCCGCACUUGUAUUAUAGAUUGUUGCAUUCUAACUUUGGGAUACUAUCAUUAUGUUGUUUGCCAUAAUGUGCUGGUUCCUCUGGGCCUGAGGUACUGAGUUGGUUCCCAAGUUCACGAUGAACGAGACUCGACGGUUGGACGGUGUCGGUCAACGUUCGCUUUCGCGGGUGGUACAACUUGGCUGACGGUGUUCCGAACGUGCUGCUCAUUGAUGCACGUCCUUGAAGCUUCUUGAGUGUUCUCGAUAUUCGGGUACGACGUAGCGAUGCAGCAUGGCCCUAACAUGAGUAUAUUUAGUGCGAUGGAUCGACAUUU